UCCGGGGCCUACGGCUCCGUCUGUUCUGCAUUUGACACAAAAACUGGGUUGCGUGUGGCUGUAAAGAAGCUGUCCCGACCAUUUCAGUCUAUCAUCCAUGCCAAAAGGACCUACCGAGAGCUACGGCUACUUAAGCACAUGAAACAUGAAAAUGUGAUUGGUUUAUUGGAUGUGUUCACCCCUGCCAAGUCACUAGAAGAAUUCAAUGAUGUGUACUUGGUGACACACCUUAUGGGAGCAGAUCUGAACAACAUUGUGAAAUGCCAGAAACUCACAGAUGACCAUGUGCAGUUCCUCAUAUACCAGAUUCUUCGGGGACUGAAGUACAUCCAUUCAGCUGACAUAAUACACAGGGAUUUAAAACCUAGUAACCUAGCUGUAAAUGAAGACUGUGAGCUAAAGAUCCUGGAUUUUGGUCUGGCCCGACACACAGAUGAUGAGAUGACCGGGUAUGUGGCUACCCGGUGGUACAGGGCUCCUGAGAUCAUGCUGAACUGGAUGCAUUACAACCAGACAGUUGAUAUUUGGUCAGUGGGAUGCAUUAUGGCUGAACUGUUGACUGGAAGAACGUUGUUCCCUGGUACAGACCAUAUUAACCAGCUUCAGCAGAUCAUGCGUCUGACGGGAACACCCCCUGCAUAUCUCAUUAACAGGAUGCCCAGCCAUGAGGCAAGAAACUACAUUCAGUCUCUGUCUUACAUGCCGAAAAUGAACUUUGAAAAUGUGUUUAUUGGUGCCAAUCCACUAGCUGUGGACUUGCUAGAGAAGAUGUUGGUACUGGAUACAGACAAACGAAUUACUGCAGCAGAAGCGCUGGCUCAUGCCUACUUUGCUCAGUAUCACGACCCAGACGAUGAACCGGUGGCAGACCCCUAUGACCAGUCUUUUGAAAGCAGAGAACUUGAGAUUGAAGAAUGGAAAAGCCUGACUUACGAUGAAGUCAUCAGCUUUGUGCCACCACCGCUUGACCAAGAGGAGAUGGAGUCCUGAGAAACUGCUCUCUUCUGUUUGUCCCACUUCACUGUGAGGGGAAGGCCUUUUCAUAGGGACUCUCCAAUUAUUGUUCAAGUGCCUCGUCACAACAAUAUUCUCCUUGGUGGAGGGGUUUUGUGUGUGUUGAAUUGGGGAGGGGGGGAGGGAAGAAAGCUGCGUCUAUGUAGACAUGCUGCAUGCUCUCUUGUGUUCUGUGUACAGCCUGGGGCAAGCCUCUAAGACCUGACUGCUCUUCAGAGUAACAGUGCUCAACCAGUUUGCACUGCUGGGGCAAGGUGGGGAAGCUGAUGUUUAAAGUUUGGUCACAAUCGUCGCCAUUUAUCAAUUCUUCUACAAUUAAGUAACCUCAAAAUAACAGAAGUUGUGUGAUAGGCUUAGUCUCCUCUGUUUUCUUCAGGACUGAAGGUGGGGUUGAGGGGUGUCCUUGUUCAACGCCAGAUGGCCGAU
Messenger RNA from Phaethon lepturus (White-tailed tropicbird), 1440 nucleotides. RefSeq names its product mitogen-activated protein kinase 14 (gene MAPK14). The annotation marks the transcript as partial. The transcript has 12 exons. Lineage: Eukaryota; Metazoa; Chordata; Aves; Phaethontiformes; Phaethontidae. The record is from RefSeq and is a predicted model, not a curated record. Gene Ontology annotation, cellular component: cytoplasm; nucleus. Gene Ontology annotation, biological process: protein phosphorylation; intracellular signal transduction. Gene Ontology annotation, molecular function: MAP kinase activity; ATP binding.